This is a messenger RNA of Hippocampus comes (tiger tail seahorse), 1848 nucleotides long. It is a transcript of the gene adi1, whose product is annotated as acireductone dioxygenase 1. The transcript is spliced from 4 exons. Gene Ontology annotation, molecular function: acireductone dioxygenase [iron(II)-requiring] activity. Bases 80 to 619 code for a protein of 179 amino acids. The record is from RefSeq and is a predicted model, not a curated record. Lineage: Eukaryota; Metazoa; Chordata; Actinopteri; Syngnathiformes; Syngnathidae.
UACGUGAACGCAACACGCGGCGCCAUCGUGGCCCAAAUUCUAGCGAGCUCUGUGUGUUUUUGUUGGGCGGGUUGUAAACAUGGCGUUGGAAGCCUGGUACAUGGACAACUCUGAUGAAGACCAGAGAAAGCCGCACAAGCUCGAUCCGAAUCGACCUGUUUCGUUGGAGGAGUUAAAACAUCUUGGCGUUUUUUACUGGAAGCUCAAUGCGGACAUCUAUGAAACAGACCCAGAACUGCAAUGCAUCAGGAAAGAGCGAGGCUACUCCUUCAUGGACAUCAUCACAAUUGAGAAGAACACACUGACAAACUACGAGGAGAAGUUAAAGAUGUUCUUUGAGGAACACUUGCACUUGGAUGAUGAGAUUCGCUACAUCCUUGAUGGCCAGGCCUACUUUGACGUAAGGGACAAAGAGGACCGCUGGAUAAGAAUUGCCAUGAAGAAAGGUGACCUCAUUACCCUGCCAGCCGGCAUCUACCACCGCUUCACCUUAGACGAGUUGAAUUACACUAAGGCCAUGAGGCUGUUUGUUGGGGAGCCAGUGUGGAAAGCCUACAACAGGCCAGCGGAUGACUAUGAGAUACGAAAGAAAUAUAUGGCUUCUCUGCAGGAAGCCUGAAAAAGCGCAAGACUGCAGUCUGUGAUUUGGGACCUCUGAUCAGAACAUGAUUCUGAGAUUACACAUUUUCAUGUUCUUCAAGAUGCAGUUACACUACACAAACUUAAAGCUGGUGUCUCAAACUUGACUUAUGUUGGGGGGCUGCUGGAGAUCAGGCUGUGUCCUCCUCAAAAAAUGGGUUCAAGUAUUCCAAAAAACACAACUAAUCCAAUCUUCUCAAGUUUUUAUUAAUAACAGUACAGAACAUUCACGGUUCUUCAGAACGUGAACAAGAUUGGUGACCCGGUCCUCUCAUCUCCCUUUCCAUUCUUGACAGCAUGUCUAGUUGAGUAGUGAUGUCUGAUUUCUUCAGCAUCACAACUUUCUGGGUGUUUUUUUCAUGCCGAGCGCAGGUCAAGCACAAGGAGCAGUCUAACUGCGCAUGGGUGUAGUUUUCUUUCUUUUGAUAUUUUGCUAGACUUUGCACAGGUGGAAUUGGGCAUAACAGGUUAUUUGCGUCAAAAUCAGAGCGAUCGGAGCACAGUACGACCAAGUACGCCAUGCUUGACUUUUCCCGGCCAAUCCCAGCGCCGUACCUCAUUUGUGUCAAAAUUAGAGCGAUCGGAGCACGGUACUCCCAAGUGUGCCAUGCUUGCCAUUGCGUAAACAGAAAGAGACUCUCUUCAGCCUAUGCAAGGCAUUGGCAGGUAAACUGCAAGCUCUCCCCUUGUGGAUGAUGGAGUCAGCCAUGCAUGUGACAUUGGCAAAUGGAGACUGCCUUGACCCCCCCAAUCAUGAGUCUGUGUGUGACCCCAUCAACACUCCCUUCCCCAAGUGACGGAGGUGCUAUUAAAAUAUUUCUAAGAUUUGUUUGAUAAAUUUAUUUUUACAAUGAUUAAGAGGGCUUGUCCCGCACUGGUGUCAUAUUUAUGAAUGGAAUCCGAUUACAUCAACCACUCACUUCAGCAGCGCGUCAAAUUUGUCUGCCUGCGUCCUGAUCAAAUACACUAAAAUCGUGUUCCACUAGCGCAGACUACUUUUUGUUGCCAAAUUGUCAGAUGAGACGGGGGCGUGUUAACUUUGUGCGCCGGAAUGCCCAGAGAGGUGCAACACAGCCCCAAGUAUUCUAGACUACACUUGCGCUGGCAUGAAAAAUUGUUAAGUGGGCUGUCACUUAUAUAGCGCUUUUCUACCUAAUUAAUAGGGGCGUAAUUUAAAAUCAGAGCAUUCAUAUUAAAGCUUCUUGCUUU